Messenger RNA from Scophthalmus maximus (turbot), 7150 nucleotides. RefSeq names its product retinoid x receptor, beta a (gene rxrba). Gene Ontology annotation, biological process: retinoic acid receptor signaling pathway; positive regulation of transcription by RNA polymerase II; cell differentiation. Gene Ontology annotation, molecular function: nuclear receptor activity; zinc ion binding; retinoic acid-responsive element binding. The transcript has 13 exons. Bases 266 to 1714 code for a protein of 482 amino acids. Gene Ontology annotation, cellular component: RNA polymerase II transcription regulator complex; nucleus. Lineage: Eukaryota; Metazoa; Chordata; Actinopteri; Pleuronectiformes; Scophthalmidae. The record is from RefSeq and is a predicted model, not a curated record.
CUGACCCCUUGCUCUGGUUGUGUCUGGGCGCCCAGUGACACGUGAGGCUCAAUAGGAUGACAACACAUCCAGUCUGCUGCCUCACGGAGUCCGGCUGCGGGGCUUUUGCAGUGAUGCGGGGUCAGUGUUGAACUAGCCGUUUUUGGUUUCCCCCACACGACUCCGGCCCGGGCCUCAGUCCGCGGUCUUGAGUUUGACAGCGGGCGGAAUUACGUCGGUGUGAAGCCGCCAGCCCACCGCUGUGCCCCCAACCACCAGCACCACCAUGGGAGACAGUCGAGGUGAGAAAAUAACUGCACGUGCAACAACCUGGAUAUCUGAUUCCCACAGCCCGGACAGUUCGUCUGUGUCCUCCCCUGCAUCGGGCCAACGCUCCCCCCCGCUGGUUCCCUCAGCCGCGUCCAUGACCUCCCUUCCUCCCAUCACCACCACCGGGGUCAACAGCCCCAUCAGUAGCAUCGGCUCCCCCUUCUCUGUCAUCAGCUCCUCGCUAGGCUCGCCUUGCCUCCCCGGCACACCAUCGGUGGGCUACGGGCCCAUUAGCAGCCCGCAGAUCAACUCAACAGUGUCCAUGUCAGGGCUCCAUGCAGUGAGCAGCUCUGAUGAUGUGAAACCUCCACUGGGCUUGAAGCAGCUGUCCCCCCACAGCCCCGGGCCGAUGCUUUCCCAGAAACGCCUCUGUUCCAUCUGUGGAGACAGAUCCUCUGGUAAGCACUACGGCGUCUACAGCUGUGAGGGCUGCAAAGGCUUCUUCAAGAGAACAGUUCGCAAAGAUCUGACGUACACGUGUCGUGAUAGCAAAGACUGUAUGGUGGAUAAGAGGCAGAGGAACCGCUGCCAGUACUGCCGCUACCAGAAGUGCCUCGCCAUGGGCAUGAAGAGAGAAGUGGCCAAGAUGAACGACAGAUCUGUCCAAGAGGAACGGCAGAGGAACAAAGAACGGGAAGGCGAGGUGGAGUCGACCAGCGCGGUGAACGAGGAGAUGCCAGUGGAGAAGAUUUUGGAGGCGGAGGUGGCUGUAGAGCAGAAGACCGAGCUUCACACAGAUGGGAGUUCAGGCGGCAGCUCUCCCAACGAUCCGGUCACCAACAUCUGUCAGGCUGCAGACAAACAGCUCUUCACCCUGGUGGAGUGGGCAAAGAGGAUCCCUCACUUCUCUGAGCUGGCUUUGGACGACCAGGUCAUCCUGCUGCGUGCAGGCUGGAACGAACUCUUGAUCGCAUCGUUCUCUCAUCGCUCCAUCUCGGUGAAGGACGGAAUUCUACUGGCCACCGGGCUGCAUGUCCACAGGAACAGUGCUCACAGUGCCGGUGUGGGAGCCAUCUUUGACAGGGCGCACAAUGCUGAGGUUGGGGCCAUAUUUGACAGGGUUUUGACAGAGCUUGUGAGUAAGAUGAGAGACAUGCAAAUGGACAAGACAGAGCUGGGCUGCCUUCGGGCCAUCAUCCUCUUCAACCCAGAUGCCAAAGGCUUGUCCAACCCCAGUGAGGUGGAGCUCCUGAGAGAGAGGGUUUAUGCGUCUCUCGAGUCUUACUGCAAACAGAAGUACCCUGAUCAGCAGGGCAGGUUUGCGAAGCUCCUCCUCCGUCUCCCAGCGCUGCGCUCCAUUGGUCUAAAGUGCCUGGAGCACCUGUUCUUCUUCAAACUGAUUGGUGACACACCCAUCGACACCUUCCUGAUGGAGAUGCUAGAGGCGCCUCACCAGCUCACCUAGAGGAGCCAGGUUCGGUCAGGAUCCAGUGGAUUACCGGCACGUUGCACCGCGUGGGGUCGUGGGCUCUUCUGGUUGGGACCUCACUUAAAUGCAGCACCUGCUGGUGUCAACAAAACCAGCUAUCACACUUAUACACACACACAGAGACACACACUCACACACACAUUAUUCCGCACCGGCUAAUUAUCUUCACACAUGCAGGUUUCUUCUUGCGUGCAUGAAUUGACAUACAACAGAGCUAAUACACAGAUUAUAUGGCUCUGAAUGCAAAAGAGUAUGCUAAUAAACACACAUACACUUUAAGCAUCAGUUUUCCACCACACUGGCUACAAUGAACGCAAGCCCUCGUCAUCUCACACACACGUACAUUAAAUGUCUUAAUUUCAAGUUUGCCUUCAGUUUCCACAUCUUCAUCUCACCGUGGGGUUUUUGCUUCUGCGUAACCGGUGUAGCCGACUUCCCCUGUUUUUACUCGGGUUACUUAGUCACAAUGCUACAGUAGCUGCUCCGCUCUACGUUAUAUAUCCAUCACUCAUUAAUGGUUUUUAAGCUUAAAAUCAGGUGCAUCAUUUCAAUCUCCUGUCCACUGUCAAACAGAUUCACUUCUUUAUUGGUCAGGAGGCGUCGCCCUCUCAGUGAGCUCAUUGAAUCUCAUAAACAUUUUAAAUAUUUUAUGCUUUUUUUAUAUUCAUGCUGAAACUUGAUUGAGUUUCUAUUUUGAAGUACUGUACUCAUGAAAUGAGAGCUUUUUUUCCCAUGGCAUUGAAAUCCAGGAAAAAAGGGGGCUGGGAGCCGACAGACUUAGUCCCUCCCACCCUGAUGCGCACAGCGGGCUUUGUAAGACAAGACGAAUGACUUGAAUUAUUAUUAUUAGUUUAUUGUUUUGAUUUUAUCCUUUCCUCUACCUUGGCAGUUGGUCGGCUUUUUCAACGGGUUGAGGCUCACGGGGAGUCAAAAGAGUAUUUGGAACUUCUUUUUACUCCCGUUCCCUUCGCUGGUGGUCGUCGAUGCACUUUUGUGAGUUGUAACCGUGUAGAUGUUCCCGUUUCCCUAAAAAUGACCAUCUUUCUCAAAUACCGUUGACAACCUAAAAGGUACUAUGUGUAGGGGUUUCUCAUUAUUGCACCAUUUUCAGAUCAGAUGUGAUGAUUUUUAAUGGAACUUGUUAAAUAAUUGGCCACAUCCUGGAUAAAAGAACCAGGAUUUGGAAACUUCAACUACCAGUGACAUGGUUGAACUUUUUCGGCUGUCGCCAGUGUUCGUCUUGAUAAGCUGCUCAGUAUUAAUACAAAUCUGCCCUCUAUCAACCCUCCAUUGCCCCUGGAAGAGAAAUAUCACUCUCGUCUUUGAACAGUAUCUCAGUCCUGUGGCUUGUAAAGUAAACUAAUAAAUAAAUCGAAAGAACAGUUAAGUGUCCUUGUACAAGACACUCCAGCAGUUGAAGAGGCAUCGCUUCGUAUCUAAUGUCAUGCUCUCUCUAAAAUUAAGUGAAAAAGCCGAUUUUUUUUUUGUGCAGCACAAAAAACAACAGCGGAGUAGAAAAGUGUAAAAGACCAAGUGAAACGAUCCGACAAUGGAUGUUAAUCCGUAUUUGAUUAUAUCCUUGUUUUAAAGACGGACCUCUGGCUCGGAAUAUGGAUUGGUAAAUGAUGCUCCGAUGUUUGAAAUACAAAAGAACCUUUUGUGUGUUUGCGUUAAUGUAACGCAUUAAUGAAAUGAAUUAGCUGUAUUUAAUGGAAAUCCUACACCUACUACCUGCAGCUUUUGAAACUUUACCCAGUGUGUUUUGGCUCAGUUCUUGCAACUUUUGUACAGUAGAUGUAAAUAAUGAAGAAAAAUAAACAGCACCACACAAGACACGCAGAAAAAAACCCCACCUGUUCACACUCGUGAUGGUCGAAUAUCUGACUCCAAGCAAAACAAUUUUAAAAAACUGGUUUAAUGUUCUGCUGUUGAAUUACAACCUCCUGUGUGAUGUUGUCAUCACAGUGAAAUCGAUUUUGAGCCCAGGGCCAACCACGCCUCGCUGCUGCUUUUUGCACCGACUUCGUCUGCGGAUGUUUUCCUCCGUUGUUCUCGUCGACCGAUUGGCCGGAUUUCAUCGACGAGGGCACUUGACAUUUACUGUGAUUGAAACUUUGUGGGCAACCGAAUCUGAGGCCAAACGCAGCUACCACACAAGAUCAGGAGAUACAAAGCAAACUUACACGCUCGAAGAUGAGUAACACACAUAAAGAUGUAUUACCUUUUCUUUUUUUCUGUUAGUGAAGUAUUUAAAAGUGUUGACAUUCUGAGGUGUAUUUAACCUUCUCAUUAGUCACCACAUUUAACAGAAAUUAUAAAACAUAGAUUUUUGCAGUAUCAUUCUACAGGGAAGAGGUGCAGCUGUUGUCCUCUGCCAGGUGCUAAAUAUUAUAACUAAUGAGACUUGCACAUGUACAUCAAUGCAAACACAGUAUGCAAGUACACACAGACAAAUCAUUGUCCAUUCUUAUGGUCUGCUUCGAUUUCCCUCUUCGAUUUUUCUUUUCUUUCUUUAUGGAAAAUGAACACCAGCUUUAUGUGCUUGUACAUGUUUGGCUGUGGCUCAUAAGUGUUUGUCCUCUCUAGCAGACACAGCCAAAGGCUUUUUGUAUUUUAGAAAGGAGUCAGGCCGUCGAAGGCGAUGAUAAAGUAGCUGAUGAAUUUCUGGGCUCCACCAGCUACUUUGACCAGAAUGAGCAACGAGCUUCCUGCCCUGCAGUCAGUCCAAAUAGUUCUUCUCAGAGAGGAUCACAUGUAAUGUGGACUCGGAGGCCGGCAGUUUGACGACCUGUAAGACAGGUGAUUUUUGUUUAACGUGUCAAUAUGUUGGUCUAACCUAGUCUAAUUUUUUUUCUUCUUCCAUCCCUGCGAACAUGCAGCCAACUCAACAUGUCCAUUCAUUUCCUACCUGCAGAGAAAGGUUAAAGCUUCUUGGUGGCAGGCUGAGGACCUGCCAGGCUUCUUGUUCUGUAGAUGAUGCGGUCUCACUUUAUGCUUUAUGACUUGACUUUGUUCAGACGACCUGAUACUAGCAUAUCUGAAGAUUUGAGACCGCGGUGAGAUGGUUUCUGUGGCAGCCAAGGCUUUGUGACUUUAUGAUCUGGAUUAGAACUCAGCUGUGGGAUGAAGUUCAUCCCCGUCUCUCAAAGACAAUAUGCUGACGUUUGUUAAAUAAUCCAAUCUUCUGUUCUAGGAACUUUCUCUGCAGGAUUUUAUUUUUUGGAGUUGAAUGUUAAAGCUUGCCGCUGCUGCGUAACGUUUCUACCCGGGGGAUGGGAUGAUCACACACAAUCAGUCAAGUGCCGGAGGAUCCGCUAAUUGACAUUAGAACACUGGUUCCAUUACACAGCGGGAAAAACGCCAACUUUGUUGAUAAUUCAUAAAAAAUAUGCAACUUGUAUAUUUGUAUUGUGGUAACAUGGUGUGCGUCGUGUUUUCUGGCAUUUGUGAAUUUAGCUUAAUCUGCUACACAAGUUCAUAUGAUAAUUGGCAGUGAAAUGAUUUAGAUUUCUCAUCCCUCCAUAUGAAAGCAAUGUUUUUAUGUUUUGCUACGUCUUUUUCUAUAUUUCUCUACGUUUCGGCUUCGAGCUUAGGUCAUUUGGAGAAACGGUAAACACACACACACAGCUUUAUUAUGCCAAGUCGGUGGUUGGGAAUUUCUGUUUUGAAUCUGCCUGCAAAUACUGUAGCUUCGGCUGUGACGUGCAGACGACUGGUGAAAUGAUUUGUUGAGCAGAGCGAUUACAGGAUGCACAGAGGAGAGGGAGCCGGGCUGGACGGGUGAUUAACUGGCCUGUUGACCCGAUGCUUUAUCAACACCACCCAGCCGCCUCCUCCUCUCCUCCACUUUGUCCUCUGCUUUACUUAAAACUUUAAACAAAACGCUUUCUUCGCUCAACGAACGUCGGCUGAAAUUAGACCGGCUUAGCUUUUGGAAUGGACGUGAAACAUUUAAAACUAUGAUUCUUGGGAUUGUUUGACAAAGGAUGUGAAGCUUUUGGUGGAAUGAAAUGUUGGGUGAGCUGUGAGGAAGGGACUCGGUGCCUCGCGUGUACCUCUUUGCUCACUUUACUCGAUGGCAGAGCAGCGGUGAUCUGCGGUAGCCACGGGAGACCGCUGCAUCGCACCGCGGCUUGGCCCACAAAUGUUUGUCGUUGCUUGCGACCGUGUGCACUCGAGUCAGGCGCAUGUUGUGACCUUUUGACUGUUACAGUAUCGUUGUCGCCAGCUUUGUCACAUUUUUUAAAUAACUAAUUUUUUGAAAUGGAUUGCAGGCUGUGACUGAAGAACUGAUCAUCUUGUAUAGAUUAAAGACCAGGGCCCGAGGCCCCGUCCCUUCUGGUCCAGGAGGUGCAGUGUUUUGCUAUGCAGCCUUGAAACCACCUCCCUCACGGGUUUGUUCAUCACUGCCAAGCCGUGUGCCAGAUGCAGGGCCGCUCAGUCCCCAGUGCUUGUGUUGUCAUGUGUGUUUGUGAUUGUGCGGCGCACUAAGCAGUGUGCGCUAACCUUGGCCUGUGUAUAGUGCAUACUAAAGAGGGGCCCUAAUAAGAAUGGGAAAACAGCUUGUUGGGAGAGGGGAUGCCUGGUCCCUGGAGGGAAAAGGAGACCGGUGUGCGGCCCUUCUCUGGGUGCUCAAGCUGUGCAUUGGUGCUUUUGCAGCCUGAAAAUUUCUGGUUUCCAAGACACAGGGAAAUGCAAAAUAAGGAAAGAUUAGGAGGCAGAGUCGUGAAACCUGCUUUUCUUCAGUUGGUUUAGCUGCAACCAGGUCCACAGAAGUUCACUGAUGCAGUGGUUUGCAGGCGACUCCUCUGAGCAGGAUCUGGUUACACAGAAUGAACUUGAUGAGAGGAAUGAACUGAAUACCGUGGCUCUCGUCAAGAGGAGGAGGAGGAGGACGACGAGGAGGUUGGUUUUUAGGGUCGGAGGAUUGUGAAGUGGUCGGUCAGAGAGAGACGGAGGGAGGAAGAGAAGGGCAGGAUCUCGAAGAACCCGGUUCAGGUGUUCAUUUGUCGACUGAGAAGUAAAAACAGAUUAAAAAAAAUAACAAUUUUCCAGUAGAUCUAGAAUCUUCCUUGAUCGUUUACUCUUCACCUUUAACAUCCACACAGUUUGUCUCCCUGUUCUCCAACUACGCUCUUCAUCUUUUGUUUAUUACAAAGUAUUAAACAAAUACAAGAACUGUAAAAUCAAAAUUUCACUUUUGUUGUUGAUUUUUCUCUCUUUCUCUCUUGUGUCUGUUCUUUGUCCUGUUUGUAUCCGACUCCAUCGUACGCGUGGAGCUGAUUGACUAUUGUGUGCUUUGGGGAUUGAAAGAGAAAAAAAAAAGAAAUAUGAAUAAUUUUUUUCAGUCAUUAAUUCUGAAUCUUGUUUCUGUUUGUUGUAUCAUGUCCGAGUAAAGGUUUUAAUACUGUA